Messenger RNA from Pseudocercospora fijiensis CIRAD86, 1459 nucleotides. RefSeq lists its product as uncharacterized. The coding region runs from base 161 to 1459 and encodes 432 amino acids. Lineage: Eukaryota; Fungi; Ascomycota; Dothideomycetes; Mycosphaerellales; Mycosphaerellaceae. The transcript is spliced from 3 exons. Gene Ontology annotation, biological process: fatty acid biosynthetic process. Gene Ontology annotation, molecular function: 3-oxoacyl-[acyl-carrier-protein] synthase activity. The record is from RefSeq and is a predicted model, not a curated record.
ACCACCUGGAGGGCGACCACGACCACUUUAUCACCCAUCGAUGCAUAGCGGCCGACACUGACGGAGACGUGUUGCAUUCAUCGGCGCGCAGGGCUCCUGCCAGCCAAUCCUUUAAGCGGCCAUUGCAGCUUCUUCCUUGGAGCAGUAGCAGUAACAUGAUAUGCGAAGAGUCGUCGUGACUGGCCUUGGAGCAGUCACGCCACUCGCAGCAGGCGUAAAGCAGACAUGGCGGCGUCUUCUGGCUUCUGAGAGCGGUAUAGUCUCGACUAGCACAAAGAAUCUCCAAUUCGAGGCACUUCCUAGUCGAGUAGCUGGCCUUGUGCCUCUCGGAAGCCGCGAAGAUGGGAGAUGGCAGGCCAGAGACUGGCUUCCUGCAAGCGAGGAGCGUCAGAUGGCUCUAUUUGCACAAUACGCAAUAGCUUGCGCUCAUGAGGCUCUGGAGGACGCUGGCUGGCACCCGACCAAGGAAGAGGAUCUCGAGGCCACUGGCGUCACCAUUGGAUCAGGAAUCGGCAAUCUUGACGAAGCAUACAGCACGUCAAUUGCCUUCCAUGAAUCUGGAUAUAGAAAGGUCUCGCCUCUCUUUGUACCCAGACUACUUAUCAACCUAGCAGCCGGCCACGUUUCCAUCAGAUACGGCUUCAAGGGUCCGAACCAUGCUGCAACAACCGCUUGCACAACCGGCAUUCACGCUAUUGGUGAUGCAUCUAGAUUGAUUGCAUUUGGUGACGCCGAUGUCAUGGUGGCAGGCGGCGCCGAAUCCUGCAUACAUCCUCUUGCCGUUGCUGGCUUUGCUCGCGCACGCAGUCUUGCCACUGAUUGGAAUAGCAACCCAUCUGCGUCUUCAAGGCCCUUUGAUCGAGAUCGAGCAGGUUUUGUGAUCGGUGAAGGAGCUGGCGUAGUCGUUCUCGAGGAACUUGAGCAUGCAAAGGCUCGAAACGCGCAUAUCUAUGCAGAGAUCAAAGGUUAUGGCUUGUCUUCAGACGCAUACCAUAUGACUGCACCAAAGGAAAAUGGCCAUGGUGCUUUCCUGGCGAUGAAACAAGCAUUGAAACACGCUCAGACCAAGCCGGAGCAGAUCGACUAUAUCAAUGCGCAUGCCACAUCCACCAAGCUAGGUGAUGCUGCCGAGAAUUCCGCUAUCAAGAAUCUCUUGCUGGGUCAGGAUGGAAAAUCGAAGGCCUCCGAGAUCAACGUUUCUAGCACGAAAGGAGCCAUUGGCCAUCUUCUUGGCGCAGCUGGAGCGGUCGAAGCUAUCUUCACCAUCCUUGCAACCUUCAACAAUAUUCUGCCACCAACACUGAAUCUUGACAAUCCUGGCGACCCUCCCGCUGACUUCAACUGCAACUAUGUCGCCAGAACAGCACAGCAACAUUCCGUAAAGGCAGCAUUGACCAACAGCUUUGGCUUCGGUGGUACAAAUGCCAGCUUGUGCAUAGCAAAGUACAAUGGAUCCUAA